ACAGUCCCCUGUGGAGCCUACUGAUCUGCUCACAUUCACACCUCAAAAAGGUAACAGAGCAACAUCGUGGGAAAACUGGAGGCACACGCUUGUGAUACAGGUCGUCGUUCAUUGACCAGCACCAUGAUAAGGCAUGAUCUGGAUAUGACCGAGGUGGUCAACCGCAAGAGACCAAAGUCUGUUCUGGAUGUGAGGUUUCUGAAUCACCAGGAGGACAUUAUUCUUCAACACAAACUGACCCUGAUGGACAUGAGGCACAGGUACACCCUCAGAGUUCUGUGUCAGGAUAGAAUCUCACUGAUGAUGGAACACAGGAAACUACUACUUCUCAAAGUCUGCGAACCUUGUGCCACUAUCAACAAAACCAUGAAAGAGAUAUCCGAAACUAAAAAGGCAAGGAUGGAUCGUGCCGUCUCUGCCUCUGACAACAGACGGGUGAAAUCCAGUAAAUCCCUUUCCAUCGACAGAGGGAAACUAGUCUCAUGUUGGCAGACAUCAAACAGUAAUGUCAUUGUAGAGAAACCUAGAAUGGUUGGGGUUGAGGCUAGAGGAACAUCAAUGCUGAGCUUGAGAUCUCAGUCAGCACAGCCCAAAACUGUACACACUGCCAAUCACAGAGAGACAGAGACAGGACACUCUGCCAAGCACAGAGAGCCACAAGCAAGGGCAGGGCACUCUGCCAAGCACAGAGAGACAGAGACAGGACACUCUGCCAAGCACAGAGCGACACAAGCAAGGGCAGGACACUCUGCCAAGCACAGAGAAACAGAGGCAGGACACUCUGCCAAGCACAGAGAAACAGAGGUGGGACACUCUGCCAAGCACAGAAAGACACAAGCAAGGGCAGGACACUCUGCCAAGCACAGAGAAACAGAGGCAGGGCACUCUGCCAAGCACAGAGAAACAGAGGCAGGACACUCUGCCAAGCACAGAGAAACAGAGGUGGGACACUCUGCCAAGCACAGAGAGACAGAGGCAGGACACUCUGCCAAGCACAGAGAAACAGAGGUAGGGGCAGGGGUGUUUUCUAUCAUGCAGCUGAGGCAAAUAUCCACUAUCGACUGUAUCUCAGAAAAGGAGCUGGCCAGCCAACAGCAACAUGCUAGAGGAGAGAAGGAGAGACUCAAACAAUGUCAGCAGGAUAUGCUAAGCCAGAAAAUCAUCAACUUUCUGAAAAAACUUGACAACACUUGUAAUGAGCAGAUAGAAACAUGACAGAGGUAUUGCUUUCACCGGUUAUACCACUUUUUUUUUGAGAAACCUGAUCUUCAUAUCGUGUUUCAUGUAGACUAUUCUGUUUCC
This is a messenger RNA of Oncorhynchus keta (chum salmon), 1302 nucleotides long. Its product is annotated as filaggrin. Lineage: Eukaryota; Metazoa; Chordata; Actinopteri; Salmoniformes; Salmonidae. The transcript is spliced from 2 exons. Bases 124 to 1215 code for a protein of 363 amino acids. The record is from RefSeq and is a predicted model, not a curated record.